AUGUCUCAUCUCUCUAGGACUCAGAGCACAUCUGACUCAGAUGAUUCAUGGGACAGAGAACCUAACAUUGAACCAGUUGCAAUUCCAGGGCCAAGCGCCUCAAAGGGAGACCUCAUGGAGGCACUUAAGGUGCUGCAGGUUCAGGUCCAGAAGCUCAUCGAGGACAAUUGUACUCUUCAUGAGGAAAACAAAGUUCUCAUUGCUGAGAAGCCCAAGCACAAAUGUCAUGCAGAAGCACCUGAUGAACUCUUGGCCCAUGAGCAAAUGAUAAUGCUUUAUGCUCACAAAUACAGCAUGACUGUUGAGAUGUUCCCUAAUGCUGAACUUCUCAGCAAGCAAUGCCCUGAGAAUCUGACUCCCUUUGACAGCUGA
This is a messenger RNA of Suillus subaureus, 372 nucleotides long. RefSeq lists its product as uncharacterized. NCBI's taxonomy places the organism in Eukaryota, Fungi, Basidiomycota, Agaricomycetes, Boletales, Suillaceae. The transcript has 2 exons. The coding region runs from base 1 to 372 and encodes 123 amino acids. The record is from RefSeq and is a predicted model, not a curated record.